Messenger RNA from Kwoniella shivajii, 636 nucleotides. RefSeq lists its product as uncharacterized. Gene Ontology annotation, molecular function: acetyltransferase activity. The coding region runs from base 1 to 636 and encodes 211 amino acids. NCBI's taxonomy places the organism in Eukaryota, Fungi, Basidiomycota, Tremellomycetes, Tremellales, Cryptococcaceae. The transcript has 3 exons. The record is from RefSeq and is a predicted model, not a curated record.
AUGAGCUUACCUCAUGAGCUAGAUGAUCGGAUUCAUCCUCCUUCCAAAGAUGAGGAUCCGACACAACUUUCUUUGAUGCUGAGUGGGAAACCGUACUUGGCUUCAGACCCUUACAUCUGCAGAAUCCGUGAUGACCAAGCGAGAAAAGUAUGGGAAGUGAACCAAACAGUAGAUAUGGGACCACGUAUGAAAGUCAUGAGCGAACUGGUACGUAUGGCCAAAGAGGUUUACAUCGUACAGGGAUUCUUCUGUGAAUAUGGAUUCAACAUAACUAUAGGAGAAGACGUGUUCAUAGGUGCUAAUUGUACUUUCCUCGAUGUCUGUCCAAUCAAGAUAGGGACAAGAACGAUGUUUGGGCCGAAUGUACAAGUCCUCACUCCGUCGCAUCCUAUCAGUCCAGAAGAACGAAACGGUUUACAAGGUAGAGAAUGGGCUAUACCCGUUAGUAUUGGAAAUGACUGUUGGAUAGGCGCAGGUGUCACUAUCUGUCCAGGAGUGACAAUCGGCGACGGUUGUACUGUAGGUGCAGCGACGGUAGUCACAAAGGACAUUCCAAGUAGAUCAGUGGUUGUUGGAAAUCCAGGAAGAGUGAUCAAGAAGAUUAAGGAAGAUGGUACGCUUGAAACUGUCAAUUAG